CACACAAAAGUUAUAUAGCCAAGUUCCACUUUCACACUUCCCUAUAUUAUAUAACACACACUCUUUUUUCUCCAGAAUCAUUUAUAACAUUCAUAGUUUCUGUUCCUUCUGCAUUUCAUCUUUGACUGUUAGUUGAGUUCUUUCCCCUCUUUGUGUCCUGUUUAAUGAUAUGAACAAGAGAUGUGAAUCUUGUCUUGAAUAGGAAACAUGAGAUCUUUAAGCAGGGUGGGACUUGCUCUAAGCAUAGUCUUUGGUUGCUUGCUACUAGCUCUUCUCGCUGAGCUCUAUUACUUGCUCUGGUGUAAAAAGAGGAGGAGGAGACCUAAUCUACAAAAUGACUAUUCUACCCCUGUAACCAGAAAGCUUCUCUUCAUCUUGUGUUGCAGCAGCACUAACCCUUCUUCUUCUUCUCCUUCCUCUAACCCUAAACCUAAUGAAACUCAACAGCAAUGUCUUCCUCCUGAUGAUGGCUUUGGGAACGCGGUGGGUCCAGGGCUCGUGCCGAGGUUUCUGUUCACCAUCGUGGAGGAAACAGUAGAGGAAAUGGAAUCUGAAGAAGGUGUUUCCACAAAGGGAAAGAGCUUGAAUGAUUUGUUUCUAAAUAUGGAAAGUGGUUCUUCUCCUCCGUAUCUCACUCCUCGUGCUUCUCCUUCGCUUUUCACGCCUCCUUACACUCCGUUAAGGGAGUCUUGUAAUAAUGGAAGAAAAGAAGGUUUCUUCGAGUCAUCUGCUGAUGCUGAGUUUAACAGGCUAGUGAGAUCAUCCCCAUUGUCAUCAUCAUCAACGUCAUCAGCUUCGUCAUUGCCGAGAUUUAAGUUCUUGAGAGACGCAGAGGAGAAGCUUAACAAGAGGAAAGGGAUGGAGAUUGCAGAAGCUGACGAGGAAAUCAUCAAGGGCUAGAAAGUGAUAAAGAGUCAGAUUUUGAAGAUGAAGUUUCAUCAAGAACAUGACAAAAGGUGGUCCAAUAACGUUUUGAGUUUUCAAAUUUUAUACAAAUUGAAAUGACAUAAAUUUUUAUUUGGAUUUUAAUUAUCUUUUGUAAAGCAAAUUUAGCGUUUACGCAAGCGUUGCCUUGCCAUCAACAAUUCUUUUAUGGUCUUGAUGAUGAUGAAAAAUAAAUUUGAUUAGAAAGUUUAUGGAUUAUUCAAUCAAAA
Messenger RNA from Raphanus sativus (radish), 1154 nucleotides. RefSeq lists its product as uncharacterized. Bases 208 to 900 code for a protein of 230 amino acids. The record is from RefSeq and is a predicted model, not a curated record. The transcript has a single exon. NCBI's taxonomy places the organism in Eukaryota, Viridiplantae, Streptophyta, Magnoliopsida, Brassicales, Brassicaceae.